UUAUUUAAGUAGUAGUGAUGCCAAGUGAUGCUUUCGUGAGAGUGUUGGUGAGCGUUGGACAUCGUUGGGCGUGGAUGGGUGAUGAUGUCCGUUGUAAAACGCUACUCUCAAAUUCGUUAAUAAUUUACUUGUUUCUUUUCACUCUUUAUGGUUUUGCUUUAUAAGCAAUCGCGACAUCAUGGCUCGAAAUUUAUCUUUUUUCGCGUACACCAUGUGCUACGUUCUUAUUCACGCCAGUUUAUCGAAAGGUCAAGAGGAAAAAUCAUGCCAGAUUCCACUGGUAAUCAGAGGUUCAUGGUUUUCUUGGGAAAAUGGUGAAAAAACAUUGACUGAAAUCAACGCAGAAACUAUGACCAAUAAGGGUUUCUGCAUUAAUGCGCUAUCAGAGUAUCACGUCAACUAUACUUUCGUGUUUCAAAAGGACGUGUGUUACAACUGCGUCAAACUAAUUGUCAGAACUGUCAAUGUCCUCGAAAAGCUGGAAUCGAGUUGUGUAAAUUUACGUAAUGGUGUCCAGCCAACGGUGGAAAACGUAUGUAGUGGACUGCGUCCAGAUCAACAGUUGAUCACAUUAUUUUCUGAAAACUACGUUCCAGUCAAUUGUCGUUCAUCUCUUGAAGGUGUCUGGCAAUUUGCUUAUCAAAAUCGAUUCAGGUUCACUGGAGAGUGUAAUCAUCCCGAUGCACAAAUUCGUUCCUGCCAAACAGCUGGUACUCAGUUCUUGAUUACAAAUCAAAAGUUUACCAUAAAUUACAAACGUUGUGACACGUUGGAAGGAACUGAAGAUGGAUUGGUGGAAUACAGUUGUUUGGGUGACUGGUUUGUUGACAAGAAUCAUUUCUUUGCCGUCGCAAAUACGAAGGAAUCUCGAAAAGAUGAAAAGUACAGAUGUUUCCUGAAGAAUCGUGAUGAUGACUUGUACAUUGGUGUCUCUAUAACCGCAGAGUGCAACACUCUAAAAACAGUUGAAAAAAGUCCUGAGCGUCUCCGCAUAACGCCGGUUAAAUCUGAAGUUGUCGACCCAGGAUGUCGUUUACCUCAAAACAUGUCCGGAGACUGGAUAAACACUGCUAAUAUAGAUGCAGAUAUUUUUAUAAAUGAGACACACAUAAUAGAAACUUGGUAUCCAGAUGAAGGCCGUUUCAGGCGAACCAUUUAUGUUUGUCGAGAACAAAGAGACACUAGGGUCAUGAUGGCAAGAUUAACUGUGGAUGGAUGUCAGAAAGAUUAUGUUUGUUUCGACUUUGUGCCACAACAUCAUAACGUUAUAAGAUAUAGGCGAGGUGUUGCUGUUAUUAAAGAUGACUUCCAUACAGUAUGUUCCUGGGUUCAAUUUCCAAACAAGGAAGCAUGGAAAUACGACUUGUACCUCGCGAAGUAUCCAGUUCCAGUCAGAUGUCCUGUAGCGGGAAAAUAUAUGUUCACCCAAAAAGGAGACAUUUUGUUUGAAACAAGAAUUUUGGGAGGUGUAACGCUUUCCCCGCGACCGAAUAUUUAUUGCAAACAAAAUAUAUCAGAUUUAUCAGUGUGUGACACCGAUCAAAAGGAAGUAGCUAUUGACGAAACUUACUGCCUUUCAGUUGAUCACUUGGGACGACCAGUUGAUAUUUACAGUACACCUGAUUAUAAAAUGAAAUGCAUUGGCUACUGGAAAGAAAAUUUAAAGUCAUAUUUAAUUACAUAUGAUGAAUUGGAUGCAUUCAGUAAAUAUCGAUGUUGGGUUUAUCAAAGGGCAGAUUUGAAUCGUGUCUUGAUGUCCCAAGCUCUUGGACCUUACUGUGACCUUAAACAAGAUGUGACAAGUAGCAAUUACACCGAAGGUGCUGCAGUCGCUCUGCAGCUACAAGAAUAUGAGCGUGAGCGAGAUCAAUGUCCCAUGCACUUUGAUGACGGUAGCAAUCCUUGGGUACAAACAGAAAAUUACAUUCAAGUUUUUCGUUAUGAUAAUGGAGCUCCGAUUCUAACUUCAUCUGCUGUGUCAGUCCUAGUAUUACUUGGGGCUCUCAUGCAAAUUUUCUAAUGAAGACUUGUCUGCUCAUUUCUAAUGUG
Messenger RNA from Diprion similis, 2049 nucleotides. RefSeq lists its product as uncharacterized. The record is from RefSeq and is a predicted model, not a curated record. The transcript has 9 exons. Lineage: Eukaryota; Metazoa; Arthropoda; Insecta; Hymenoptera; Diprionidae. Bases 179 to 2020 code for a protein of 613 amino acids.